CGAGGAUGAGGCGCACCGAUUUCAAGAAGCUGAGUGGCCGCCGUUGUUCCCGCGGUGUUUCCAUGAUGAACGCACCGCGUGUCCACGCAUUGACUAUCACCGUCGCCUUGUUCUCGACACUUUAAAAGCAGACGACUCUAUUAACAAAAUUAAUAAUCGUAAUUACAGUCGAGUGGUGGUCUCCGUGGCCUAUGCCAUUGAUGCCACCGCAUCUCGCCAUCGCUUCCUUCUGCCCCAAUCGCGCAUCUGUUCCACAGUCGUCAACCCGGUCGACUGUGCUCCCACGCCUUCACAGUUUCAUCACCAUCAUCAUUACCACCACUACCCACCCGGCUUUGGCUCUUCCACCUCCGAUUCGUAACUUAACAAGGCGCACGUGCUCAUCACUCACCCAAUCACACCCGAAUGCAAUCAUGAGCGGCCUGGACUGCACGGCUAUCGAGUCGUUCCUUGACAAUCACCCGGAUGUGUUCGAGGACUACCUCCUGCGCAAAGGCACCUGCAGCUCCGUGGAGAAGUGGCUCAAGCUACACAACCAGGCGGCCGCGCAGCAGCAGUCGCCACCACUGCCACCACUACCAUCGCCGCGUGUCCCGCUCCUGCCCAAGUCUCCCUGCAGCCCAGGCAGGGCACUGGCGCCUCCUCCUCCUCCUCCGCAGGUCGGCGAGACAACUCCCACUCCGUCCGAGGAGUUCAGCAGGGCGCUGUCCAUGACGUUGGACGGCGCCCUGCAGAAGCGCGCGUCGCAGAAAGAGCUGCGCCGCUGCUUCGCGCGCUCCAAAGCGAUGACGGUGCACAGGACGUAUGACGAGCAGGCGAACCCGCGCGAGCAGGAGUCCCUCUCGAGCGUGCGGCGCAGGGCGCUGUUCCGCAAGGCAAGCUCCCUGCCGCCCAGCACGGCGCACAUCCUGAGCGCCCUGCUGGAGUCGCGUGUGAGCUUGCCGCAGUACGCCAGCGCCGCCAUCGACUGCAAGUUCCGCCUGAAGGAGAGCAACGAGCACGAGUUCUUUCUCGAGAUGGUCAAAGAUAUCUCCAACGACCUGGACCUCGCCAACCUGAGCCGCAAGAUCCUCGUCAACGUGUGCAUCAUGGUGGAGGCGGAGCGCUGCUCGCUCUUCCUGGUGGAGGGCCCGCCGCGCAAGAGGACCCUCGUGUCAAGGCUCUACGACGUGCGCGCCAGCUCCGCGUUCUUCCCGUGCGGCAGGUGGGGGGAGACCUCGAGCGAGGUGCGGGUGCCCUGGGGCAGUGGCAUCAUUGGCUACGUGGCGGAGCACGGGGAGACGGUCAACAUCCCGGACGCUUACGAGGACCGGCGAUUCAGCAACGAGAUGGACAAGCUGACGGGCUACAAGACUAAGUCUCUCCUCUGCAUGCCCAUCCACGACAGCGACGGGCAGGUGAUCGGAGUGGCCCAAGCCAUCAACAAGACACCGGGAUGGGCGCCAUUCAGCGACGACGACGAGAAGGUGGGUGCGGUGCUGCAGAUGUACCUGCCCUUCUGCGGGAUCGGCAUCGCCAACGCUCAGCUGUUCGCCGCGUCCCGCAAGGAAUACGACCGCAGUCGGGCCCUGCUGGAGGUGGUCAACGACCUGUUCGAAGAGCAGACACACCUGGAGAAGGUUGUCCACAAGAUCAUGCACCGUGCCCAGGCCUUGCUCAAGUGCGAGCGCUGCUCCGUGCUUCUGCUGGAGGACAUCGAGUCGCCGGUUGUCAAAUUCAGCAAAACCUUCGAACUGAUGUCGCCCAAGUGCAGCGGCGACACGGAGAGCAGCCUGGAGAAGGCCACGCGCUCUGACUGGCUGAUCAACAAUAGCAUCGCCGAGCUGGUGGCCUCCACAGGCCUCCCCGUCAACAUCAGCGACGUCUACCAGGACCCACGCUUCGACACAAAGCUCGCAGACCAAAUGUCCGGAUUUCACAUCUGCUCGGUGCUGUGUGUGCCAAUCUGGAACAGCAGCCACGAGAUCAUCGGUGUGGCGCAGAUUCUGAACCGGAUCGAUGGCAAGCCUUUUGACGACGAUGAUCAAAGGCUUUUCGAGGCUUUUGUCAUCUUCUGUGGACUGGGAAUCAAUAACACCAUCAUGUACAAUCAAGUGAAGAAGUCCUUCGCCAAGCAGUCGGUGGCUCUGGAUGUGCUGUCCUACCACGCCACCUGCACCAAGGCCGAGGUAGACAUGCUGAAGGCAGCGGAGAUCCCUCCGGUGUGCGAGCUUGGCAUCGACGAGUUCCACUUCGACGACUUCUCGCUGGACCACGACGCAAUGAUCACCGCCUCCCUGCGCAUGUUCACCGACCUCGGGCUCGUGCAGACGUUCCGCAUUGACUACGAGACGCUGUGCCGGUGGCUGCUGACCGUGAGGAAGAACUACCGCCUGGUGCAGUACCACAACUGGCGGCAUGCCUUCAACGUGGCGCAGUGCAUGUUCGCCAUGAUGACGACGGCAGCGCUAUCCAAGGUGUUCACCGACUCGGAGAAGCUGGCGCUCAUGGUGGGCUGCCUGUGCCACGACCUCGACCACCGUGGCACCAACAAUGCCUUCCAGGCAAAGAGUGGCUCGGCUCUUGCCCAGCUCUACGGCACGUCGGCCACGCUGGAGCACCACCACUUCAACCAUGCCGUGAUGAUCCUGCGGAGCGAGGGCCAGAACAUAUUCGGCAACCUCUCUUCGCGCGAGUACGCCAGCAUGAUGCAGCUGCUCAAGCAAGCGAUCCUAGCCACGGACCUCACGCUUUAUUUCCAGCAGAGGACCAAGUUCUUUGAGCUGGUGUCCAUGGGAACGCAUGACUGGAACGCACGGGACCAAAGAGAGAUGCUAAGGUCAAUGCUGAUGACGGCGUGCGACCUGGGUGCCGUCACCAAGCCCUGGGACAUCUCGAGGAAGGUGGCCGAGCUGGUGACCAGCGAGUUUUUUGAGCAGGGCGACCGCGAGCGAUCGGAGCUGAAGCUCACGCCCGCGGCGAUCUUUGAUCGAAACCGUAAGGACGAGUUGCCAGGGCUCCAGCUCGAGUGGAUCGAUAGCAUUUGUCUACCCCUCUACCAGACGCUGGUGACGGUGAGCUCCCGGCUGCGGCCGAUGCUGGACGGCAUCGUGGCGAACCGGCGCCGCUGGGAGGAGCUGCACCAGCUCCGGGAGCACUCGUGCGACCGCCCAGAGCCUCCGACUCCCGAAGGCACCAGCAACGGCAAAGGCGUGGACUCGCGAUGAGGGGCACCGCGCCACGCCGCACCGCUGCCACCCCUGCUGCCGUGCAUUUAACAGCUACCAUGCU
Lethenteron reissneri (Far Eastern brook lamprey) is the source of this 3270-nucleotide messenger RNA. It is a transcript of the gene PDE11A, whose product is annotated as phosphodiesterase 11A. Gene Ontology annotation, molecular function: protein binding; 3',5'-cyclic-nucleotide phosphodiesterase activity. Gene Ontology annotation, biological process: signal transduction. The record is from RefSeq and is a predicted model, not a curated record. Lineage: Eukaryota; Metazoa; Chordata; Hyperoartia; Petromyzontiformes; Petromyzontidae.